UGGAGGAAGUCAGCGGCCGGUGCUGAAAGAAUGUUUUAAGAAGGUCAGAACUUUUUCACCGUCAGGUGGUCGACAGACAACGUGCUGCAGCUGGAUAUUGUCUUGGCCUGAAUUCAUUGAUGACAAUGAGUACUCUCUUCUUUGUUCUUCAACUGGUCAGUCUGGCAGGUCUCGCCUGCUCCUCCUCGGAUGAGACAAAGUUGGUCAAAACUCUCUUCACUGGUUACAACAAAGUGGUCCGACCUGUCAAUCACUUCAAAGAACCGGUGGUGGUCACUGUGGGCCUCCAGCUCAUCCAGCUCAUCAGUGUGGAUGAGGUCAACCAGAUCGUCAGCAGUAAUGUGCGACUCAAACAGCAAUGGAAAGACGUGAACUUACAGUGGGACCCCGAGGAUUAUGGUGGCAUUAAAAAGAUCAGAGUUCCCUCCACUGACAUUUGGCGACCUGAUCUGGUUCUCUACAACAAUGCUGACGGAGACUUUGCCAUUGUACAUGAGACCAAAGUGCUGCUGGAGUACACCGGGAUGAUCACGUGGAACCCACCUGCCAUCUUCAAGAGCUACUGUGAAAUCAUUGUGCUGCACUUUCCCUUUGACCUCCAGAACUGCAGCAUGAAGCUGGGCACCUGGACCUACGAUGGAAACCUGGUCGUCAUCAAUCCUGACAGCGACAAGCCUGAUCUCAGCAACUUCAUGGAAAGUGGAGAGUGGGUGAUGAAGGACUUCCGCAGCUGGAAACACUGGGUGUUCUAUGCCUGCUGCCCGGACACUCCUUACCUGGACAUCACCUACCACUUCCUCAUGCUGAGGCUUCCACUCUACUUCAUUGUCAACGUCAUCAUCCCCUGCAUGCUCUUCUCCUUCCUGACCGGCCUGGUCUUCUAUCUGCCAACUGACUCUGGAGAGAAGAUGACUCUCAGCAUCUCUGUCUUACUGUCUCUGACUGUGUUCCUGCUGGUCAUUGUGGAGCUCAUCCCCUCCACCUCCAGCGCUGUACCACUCAUUGGAAAAUAUAUGCUUUUCACCAUGGUGUUCGUCAUUGCCUCCAUCAUCAUCACUGUCAUUGUCAUCAACACCCACCAUCGCUCUCCAAGCACUCACACUAUGCCAGACUGGGUCCGCAAGGUUUUCAUUGAAACCAUCCCCAACAUCAUGUUCUUCUCAACCAUGAAGCGCCCAGGUAAAGAAAAGCAGAGUAAAAGCAUCUACGGUCCUGACAUGGACAUCUCUGACAUUUCCGGCAACCAGAUCUCUGCCGUCCCUUACCAAUCUCCCAUUACCAAGAACCCUGAUGUUCGCAGUGCCAUUGAAGGAGUCAAGUACAUCGCAGAAACCAUGAAAUCUGAUGAGGAAUCUAACAAUGCUGCUGAGGAGUGGAAGUUUGUGGCCAUGGUGUUGGAUCACAUUCUGCUGUGUGUCUUCAUGGCUGUGUGUCUCAUUGGAACAUUAGGGGUGUUUGCCGGGCGCCUUAUUGAGCUGAGCAUGCUCUAAAGGCCUCUGUCCAGUUUGUUGUUCAUUAUACAACAUAUCACAGACGACCAUUGUCCUUCAUGCCACCAAAUAACCAGCCAGUUGCCUCAAUUAGCAUUUAUGCUAAUACACAGAUAUCUGCUUAUAUGUUGAUGUUUGAAGAUAAGCUAAUUUUGUAUACUGUAUGUACAGUACAAACAUCAUGUGUUCAUGUUAACUUCAACUCAUUAUAUAUCACAGUUCUACUGACUUUCCUUUGUUGUGUACAAUUUAAUUUUUAACUAGGCAUUUCCUUUAUGUACAAAAAGGGAACAAUGUAAUAAACUCAUUUUUUUGUCAUUUUAAUUUUUUUAAAUCUACCUACCAUUCUGUUUUAUUUUGCUGAUAUGUCUAUUUAUGUAGUGCAUUUUCUGGAUAUUAUAAGUAUGUGUGCGCAGAUAGUUUAUUAAAAUACAUGUAUUCCUUAUAUAAGUUAUAUUCACUCUUGCCUCUGAGAUUUAGAUAGUUGAUUGUUUGUUAAACACCAGCUGUCAGAAUCAUUGUCUACUGUUUACUUUGUCAUCUAAGUAUUUGCUAUUCAAAUAAAUAUGCAGAUAUCUGCUUUUGUUAUGAAACAGUGCGCUGCUCACUGUGGUUACAUUUUAACUUGUCAAAAUCGUCACCGGAUUGGUUGACACUACAGUGUUCCCCAGCGUUCUUUUAUUUCCAGGGACCCUGAAAUUUAAAUCUCAAUAAAAUUUUGAUUAAAAGAAAUGUGUGUUUAAUGUUUCCUUCCGCUUCCUGUCUUACCUACUAUUUUAAAUUGUCCUAACUUUCUUACUAAACUAUUUACUAUUAACUACAACUUAGUUAUUACUUAGAUGUUUUAAGUAAAGUUCCUUACAUGUUUGAAUAUUUGUUUAUUUUAUAAAAAC
Messenger RNA from Cynoglossus semilaevis (tongue sole), 2383 nucleotides. Its product is annotated as acetylcholine receptor subunit alpha. Lineage: Eukaryota; Metazoa; Chordata; Actinopteri; Pleuronectiformes; Cynoglossidae. Gene Ontology annotation, molecular function: transmembrane signaling receptor activity; acetylcholine-gated monoatomic cation-selective channel activity. The transcript is spliced from 9 exons. Gene Ontology annotation, cellular component: postsynaptic membrane. The coding region runs from base 120 to 1490 and encodes 456 amino acids. Gene Ontology annotation, biological process: monoatomic ion transmembrane transport. The record is from RefSeq and is a predicted model, not a curated record.